AUGAUAUCAUUUUUAAUUUUUGAUCUCCAUACUGAAUGUAGGGAAGUAUUAGAACUAUAUGCAAUGGAAGUGAAGAAGUUAGCAAUGACAAUCCUAGGUCAGAUGGCUAAAGCACUAAAGAUGGACAAUGAAGAGAUGACAGAGCUAUUCACAGUUGGCGUGCAGUCCAUGAGAAUUAACUAUUAUCCUCCAUGCCCCGAGCCAGACAUGGCCAUGGGCUUCACUCCUCACUCUGAUGCAGUUGCUCUGACUAUUCUCUAUCAGCUUAAUGACACUGAAGGCCUACAGAUUCGAAAGGAAGGGAAGUGGGUAUCUGUAAGACCGCUUCAAAAUGCUUUUGUUGUCAACGUUGGAGACAUCAUGGAGAUUGUAAGCAACGGGGUUUACAAGAGCAUUGAGCACAGAGCAACAGUGAACUCGACCAAAGAGAGGCUCUCCAUUGCAACAUUUUACAGCUCCAAUUUAGAGUCAGAGUUAGGCCCCGCUCGGAGACUCGUUGGACUGGACAAUCCGGCAAUUUUCCGGCAAAUCCCCUUUGAGGAGUACUUCAAGGGCUUCUUCGCAAGGAAACUUGAUGGCAAGUCUUACCUGCAUUUCAUGAAAAUAGGAACAGGGGAAGGCAUUGCUAGUUAA
Messenger RNA from Thlaspi arvense, 633 nucleotides. The record is from the annotation of a GenBank genome assembly. Lineage: Eukaryota; Viridiplantae; Streptophyta; Magnoliopsida; Brassicales; Brassicaceae.